Ectocarpus siliculosus is the source of this 1410-nucleotide messenger RNA. The record is from the annotation of a GenBank genome assembly. Lineage: Eukaryota; Phaeophyceae; Ectocarpales; Ectocarpaceae.
CAUACCAGCUCAGUGCUGGUCGGCCGCGCAAGUUGCUGGUGACGCUGCGUUUCAUGGCGGCUAAGAUGGCAACUCCCUUGGAAGGAAGAGGGAGAAAGCGCAAGCGGCAAGUAUCCUGGGCCGCGGCGGAACUGCUGGAAGAGGUGAAACUGUUCCACAUGGCGAAACCCGUAAACCCUUCCAUACCGCCUCCCGUCGUUGAUGAUGGUGGGGAAGAUGCUGCUAGCCAACCAGGACUAGCGCUUCUCGGUCUGCUCGGUGUCGAGUCAUCGUCAUCACUGCCAGCAUCUACAUCAUCGUUCUCAGCGGCUUCACCCUCCCCCGCUUCUGUUGAUUCAUCUAGCACCACCUUUCACGCUCCUGUCGGUGGUGCGGGGAUAGUGAACGGAGGGGAUAAUUCCCACCCAUCGACCACCUCUGCACAGCUGCCUUCAGACGUGCAAGGUGGAAGUUUUGUCGGCAGCAGUAGUCAUAGUGGAGACGGGCCUGGCGGGACGGAAGGGGGACCAGCGACCGGACGCACGGUCGGAGCAAGCAGACUCUUCAAGGGCUUUGAAAAGACGGAGACAGUAGUAAGGAGGAAGAAGCUGGCGCCGCCACCCCCACCGGCUGGAGCACCUCCGCCAAUACCCCCUUCUGGCGAAGGAGAGCACGUGACACAUCGAUACCCGAAAGAUAUUUGGCCAGGGCACAAACCUCCAAAUCACAUCGUCGGAGGGGAAGGGGCAAACGAUGGCGAGAGAGCUGGGGAUGAGGAACAGCUCGAAUUUUUCUGCGACGGGUGCGACGAGACGAUUCCCAGCGGCGUCGAGCGCAUGGAGUGCGCGGUGUGCCCUGAUGAGUUCUGUCUGUGUCAUGCUUGCUACGACGAGGGAGAGGUCCUUGAUAAACGGCACAAGCAUGAGCUCCUGCCCUCCGCAGCUCCGUUUCACGUUACGCGUGCUGCCCCGAGCGCCGCGGCGGCGCUGGAGGCAGCGAAAGCGUUGCAUGUUGCCGAGGCACACCACGGGCAAGGCUUGGCCUACGAUGAGGCCGACCUAGGAUAAAAGCUCUACAACGCUUCCUUGGACGUUGUGAUAACGGGGGUUGGUGUUGCAUGCCCAGUGCACUGCUGUAAUUUGCGUCCAUGUCGUGGUUCACAGUCGAUGACACGUCGGAUAGAUGCCUCAUAUGUGUUGGUGUUGGUGUUCGUUUUGGUGUAGAAUCCGCGAUUUUCCGGCCAUGACAAGAUAGAACUGGACGCCAGUCGCACUUGGACGACAGCAGGAUGUCCUCAUUUUUUUUUUUUAUUACGGUAUCUGUGGACACAACCACCGAACUUGCCUAGGUAGCCACACACCAGACACCUAGGGUAUGAGAGAGACCAAACAAAGGGUCUCGACAGGUCGAAAUAAUAAGUUCACUCAUCGG